Neltuma alba is the source of this 612-nucleotide messenger RNA. Its product is annotated as methyltransferase-like protein 7A. NCBI's taxonomy places the organism in Eukaryota, Viridiplantae, Streptophyta, Magnoliopsida, Fabales, Fabaceae. Gene Ontology annotation, molecular function: S-adenosylmethionine-dependent methyltransferase activity. The record is from RefSeq and is a predicted model, not a curated record. The coding region runs from base 1 to 612 and encodes 203 amino acids. The transcript has 5 exons.
AUGAAAAGGAAAAUAAUUACUGUUCAAGGUUCACCAGGAUGCCAGCUUAGGUCAGAAAUCUUCAGCAGUUUGAUGAGGGGAAAGGCGCAAAAAAUUUUGGAGGUUGGAAUUGGUACAGGACCUAAUCUCUUUUACUAUGCUAGAAAUUCUGAUGUUCAGGUUGUUGGCAUUGAUCCAAACCAAACGAUGGAAAACUGUGCUCGGUCCGCCGCGAUAUCUGCUGGCUUGCCACCUUCGAAUUUCGAGUUUAUUCGUGCUGUCGGGGAGGCUAUACCAUUAGAUGAUGCUUCGGUAGAUGCAGUGGUUGGAACAUUUGUCUUGUGUUGUGUCAAAGAUGUUUCCAUGACACUUAAAGAAAUUAAGAGAGUGUUGCGGCCAGGCGGGGUCUAUGUAUUUAUAGAACACGUUGAAGCAAAAGAGGGAAUAGUUCUCAGAUAUACCCAGAGAAUUCUAUAUCCUCUUACAAGUAAAUUUGAAGUUGGGUGUCACUUCCGUAGAGACACAGAAAGCCUUAUAUCAGGAGCUGGGUUUUCAAGAGUUGAGCACAAAACAAUAUUUCUGGAAAAUGCUUCAUUUCUAAAUCCCAAUAUACAUGGACUAGCUUACAAGUGA